AUGCCUGGCGAAGUGACAGCUCCGCGAGCUCCUGCAGUCUCGCAAGGAGUUAACGGAAUCGGCCGUUCCUUGCACGCGGAACAGAUGAUAUCGUUGCAGCAGCAGCAUCCGCAGCAGCAACAGGCUCAAUUCUUGCAGCAAGAUUUUCCCCAGCUGCAGCGUCAGCAGAUUCCCGAUGCUCCUCCUCCACCGUCCGAUGGAUACUCUCGCAUAUCGACGGACCACAUGCUUUCGUGGCAGGUGGAGGAGUAUUUUCAGCAGCAGCGGAGACAGCAGGCGCUCGCAGGGCUCGUGACUCAGCAGCCGUUCCCUCUUGACUCAGGUCCACUGGCAUUGCCACGUCAUUUGCAACAAUCGCUGGGUCCACCUGUAGCCACGUCACUGGAGCACAGUCAGCAGCAGCAGCUCCAGCAGCAGCGCUUUCAGGGGUCGCAAGCCGGUGCUCCGUUAUACGCCGACUCUGUACAUGCACAGCUGCAGUCACUCCCCGGAGGCGUUCUCAACACUCAUUUCGCGUCAGGCCCAUCGGCGACGCCAUCGGACGGCGAUCUCGGCCAGAUCUACGGUCCACGAGUCUCGCAGAAUCUCCCUGCUCCUCCAAACAGUCUCGGGCUCACCGUUGACGAAAUCCGAGCUCCGCAUAAUCUACCGAAUGUUGAAUCCAUGGCGCCGAAUCUUCCUGAAAAAUACGAGGUCCCGUCAUACCUCAAGGAGCUCUGGUCCGAUUCUCCUAUCCAUGGCUCUCCGUUCCGCGCGCCGGGAAGGCCCACUGACCCUGGCGGGAUGCGCGGCGGACAGCCGUUCUCACUCGGGCAAGGAAUGAUGACUUUUGAAAAUUCGCAAAAACUAACCGAAGCCGCAGCAGGAGCACCGGGAAGAUUCCGAGGGGAAGGAGGAUACGGAGGGAAUGGGGAAGGAGUGAGCCGCGGGAGUCCGUCUCUCGGUCCGUACCCGCAUCCCGGGCUGAACGGGGGUGAUCCGCGCUUGCAAGGGUUUCCCGAUCAUGGCGGGCCGUUCGACCAGCGUGUUGCCUCGUUAGAAGGGUCCCCGUUUGGGAGAAAGUCCGUGGAGGCUGGCAGAGGCUCUCCCAGCCGAUCCUCUCUUAGCAACUGGCCGUACGGGCCGAAUGAGGCCGAAGCGGAUAGAGGAAUAGGGGGAGGAGAGGGGCGUGGAGACAGCCGGUUUAACCCUUCGCGCGGAGGUAUGGGUGCGCCCGGAGGGGGAGGCGGAGGGGGAGCGGGAGCGGGAAGAAACGCCGGUGCGGCGCAAUGGGCGGCUGUCGGAGCGAACGGGAAGGACGCAGGGCGAAGGGAGGAUGGAGGGCGACAAGAAGACUUUGCUGUUGGUGCUGCUCCUGGUGGUGGUGGUGGUGGUGGUGGUGGUGGUGGUGGUGGUGGUGGUGGUGGUGGUGGUGGUGGUGGUGGGUGGGGUGUGGGUGGCGGCGUGAGCAACGGAGGCAUGGUUACAGGAGGCAGAGGAGGCGAGGGAGUAGACGCGGGGGACUCGUGGCGUCGCGCCGGCGCCCUGGGCCCGGAUGGGCCUCAAGGAAACUUCCCCUUACCUCUGCACCAGCAGUUUCCGCCUGCCCAGCAGCAACAGCAGGGUGGGAUAAUGGGUGCAGUGACUUCGAAUGCUAACGGUGGUGCUUUUAACGCGGACGAGCUUACGCUGGAGCAGCUGACCGACCCUGCUGCUGUGGCGUCGCUGGAAGGCCCGUCGAGUCAGCAGACCAUCAUGGAUCUCCUCGCUGCUGCCGGCAACGCCUUCGCCGCUCCACAACUUCACCAGCAUCAGCAGCAGCAGCAGUUGCAGCAGCAGGAGCAGCAUCACCAGCAGCAGCAGUUUCAGCAGCAGCAGCAACAGCAGCAGCAGCAGGCGCAGGCGCAGCAGGGAAGGGCGCAGGCAACGGCGCGCAAGCUGUUCAACGACGACAUGUUUCCGCCCCUGGGCUCCCCCUCCGCCCCCCCGCCCGGCAAGGCGGGGGCGAGCGCGCAAGGCAGCGGCGGCGGGGCGGGGAGAGGCGCAGCAGGCGCGAAUGGGGAUGGGGCGGGCGGCGGCGCCGGCGCGGGGAAGGGCGCGGAGGAUAUGAGGAAUUCUUUGGAGGCGUUGGCUGAAGAUAUGAAAGCGUUCGACCUCUCUGGUGACCCGACUGGUGACUCGGGUCAAUUUCAACUGCCGCAGGGGCGUGCGGGGCAGCAGCAGCAGCAGCACAUCUCUCGCAAUCAGCAGCAGCAGCAGCAGCAGCAGCCACGGCAGCAGCCGCAGCAGCACGGUAUCCCCGUCCAUCCGCAUCGGCACCACGCUGCCUUCACUGCCGCCCCCCGCCAUCCCCCAGGCUCCAGCCCCGGCCAGCGGUUCAGGCAUCCCGAGCAGAACCAGCAGCAGCCGCAGCAGCAGCAGGGGGGCGUGCAGCAGCAGCAACAGCAGGAGCAGCAGCAGCUCCAGGCAAGAACCCAGCAACAGCAGCAGCAGCAGCAGCAGCAGCAGCAGCAGCAGCAGCAGCAGCAGCAGCAGCAGCAGCAGCAGGCGGGUCACUACGUCAUCAUGUGCAUCCACUUCCUGCAGCAGCGCCAGCCACCCAUUCUGCCAUGCCUGCAGGAGAUGCAGCCGCACACGUACCGUGUGCAGGUGGGCGGCGUCGUUUGUUCCUACUACGACAAUCUGGACACGCUGCGCGGCUUUGGGGCGGCGAACGGGGAGACGGUGGGAGAGCUGCUGGCGGGGCUGUUUGAGUACUGGGCCUUCCGCCACGACUACAACCGCUGUGUCAUCAGCAUCCGCACAGGCGGCUUCCUCAGCAAGGAGGAGAAGGAGUGGACGAGAAGAGUGGGCAACGAGCGGCACCUCAUCUGCAUAGAGGACCCGUUUGACCUCGCCCACGACCUCGGCCGGGUCGUGGACCGCGCCUCCAUCCGCGUGCUCCGAGACGAGUUCCACCGCGCCGCCAAGCUCAUGCGGCAUGACCCCGAGCCGUAUGUCACCCUCUUUGAGCCGUACGUUCGUGAAGAUGAACGGUAG
Messenger RNA from Closterium sp. Naga37s-1, 3018 nucleotides. The record is from the annotation of a GenBank genome assembly. NCBI's taxonomy places the organism in Eukaryota, Viridiplantae, Streptophyta, Zygnematophyceae, Desmidiales, Closteriaceae.